This is a messenger RNA of Erythranthe guttata (spotted monkey flower), 2077 nucleotides long. Its product is annotated as WEB family protein At5g55860. Gene Ontology annotation, cellular component: cytosol. The record is from RefSeq and is a predicted model, not a curated record. Gene Ontology annotation, biological process: chloroplast avoidance movement; chloroplast accumulation movement. Lineage: Eukaryota; Viridiplantae; Streptophyta; Magnoliopsida; Lamiales; Phrymaceae.
CUUUUCUGGUGAAAAAUAAUAAAUAAAUAAAUAUAUUAUAUUAUAUAUUAUAUUAUAUAUGUAUAUAUGCAGUUGGUAGAGAAAACGUGAAAGUACGUACGAGGAUGUUUAGUUUCAGCGUAAGGACGUGGCAAAAUGGGAUAGGGUCACCGAAAUCCGUCGUCGGCUCACCAAGCUCCGUCGAUUCUCCGGCGACGGCGGCGGCAAGGGUUGUUGAAUCUCCGUUAGGCAACACCACCACCGGAUCUCCGAAACUGGACGUCGGAGAAAUCGACACGCGAGCACCUUUCGAAUCUGUGAAAGCUGCCGUCAGUCUAUUCGGCGAAGUCAUCUCCCCCAGAGCAAGGCCCAUCACAAAGAAGACAAAAGCCGAAGAGCAAAAACUACUUGAGAAGGAAACACAACACCACAUGAUCCUCCGAGAACUCGACUACUACAAAGACCAGCUCCGAACCACACAAACCGCAAAAUCACAAGCUCUACGCGACCUACAAAAAGCCAAUCGAACCCUACAAGAACUCACGAACAAGCUAGAAGCUCUAAGCGAAUCCAAACAAGCCGCAAUAAAAGCCACUGAAGCCGCCAAAACCCGGGCCCACGACCUCGAAAAGCAGAAGUCGAUAAAAGCCCAACUCGGAAGCGAUGCAUGGAAACUCGAUCUCGAUACGGAGAGAGAAAGGUACAAAGCCUCGUCGGGCGAACUCAUUGCAAGCAAACAAGAACUCACUAAUCUAAGGCAAGAUUUCGACGCCGCUUUAGAAGCUAAACUUUUAGCUUUUCAAGAAACCGAAGACGCCAAACAAGCCACGAAAACGAAUCUAGAGAGAGAAAGUCAACUAUCGAGAGAAGUCAAAAUGCUUCGAGAAACGCUCGAUCAAGUCAAGAUCGCGUCUCUUCAAGCGCAAGAAGAGCACUUGAAGCUCAUAGCGGAGAAAGAAGUUCACGUGCUCGUUCAUAAGUCGGCUCGAGAAGUUGCGGAAACUGAAAUCAACCGUUACAAAGAAGAAAACGGGGCGGGAGAGAAUCUUAAAGAGAAGCUCGAAGAAACAACAGAAGCAAUUAAGGUAUUGCAAGAGCAACUCAACGACGUUCGUGCUUCGGAUUUUUCUUCGUUGAAAAAAGUACUUUUAGAGCUCGAUUGUGCUAGAACGGAGCUUAGAGAAAUCGUUGCAGAAGAAGUUUCGAUUAGAAGUUUUGUCGAUUCGAUUCAGCUUCAAUUAGAGGAAGUAAAGAGGAAGCAUUAUGAGUGUAACAAUAAGGUGUUAGAAGCAGAAGCUCUAGUUAAGCAAAUGGAAGCCGAUUUAACCGAUAGGAAAACCGAGCUCAACGAGGCUAGGUCAAGGAAUGUGCUAGAAGAUAUGAAAUCGGCUCUCGAGAACCUUCUAGAAGAAGCUGCAAAGAACAAACAAGAAACAGAAGAGAUAAAGAAGGAAAUCGAUUUGGUGAAGCAAGAAGCAGCAGCUGCAGCUUUUGCAGCAAAAGAAGCCGACAAAAAGCUGGAAACUGCACUCAAAGAAGCAGAAGCUGCAAAAGUUGCGGAAAAGCUGGCGGACGAUCAAAUCCACGAUUCGCCGAGAAACGACGCGAUCGACUCCAAGGGUCCGGGUUCUUCUAGAAGGAUCCGAUUGACGGUCGAGGAGUUCAAAUCGAUGAACCAGAAAAUCGAAGAGUGUAGGAAGAAAGCUGAUUUAGAAGUAGCGACUUUAAUUUCGCAUGUGCAGAGUUUAAACGCGAGCGAGAAUGAAGUUUUGCAGAAAGUUGAAGGGAUUCUGAAGGAGAACGAGAAUAUACAGUCGGAAAUCGAAGAUGCUUUGAAGAGAGCAGAAAUGGCCGAGGCUGCUAAAAAAGUCGUCGAAGGGGAACUGCAAAAAUGGCGUACAAAAGAGGAUAAUACCGAAAUCGGAGAACCCUCUUAUAUUUCUGAAGAAAAAUUGCAGUGAUCACAAUAUAUAACUGUCAUAGUAUCAAAAAGUAGUUUUUUUUAACUUCAAUUUAAGGUUUCCAAGAAAGGGCAAAUUUGUAAAUUCAAUGUACAAAAAUUGUAGCGAUUCAUAGUAUAUAGCAAGAAACAAUAUAU